AGUGCAGGUUCAGGGAGAAGCAAGUCUCCUUCUUGGGCCACAAGAUCGACGCAACUGGCCUGCACCCUCCCGACAAUAUGGAAGCCAUCACCGCAGCACCCAGACCAGAGACGAACGACACCUUUGGAAGGCGGAAAAUCGCCAGCAGAACUGCUGUUGGGCUUUCGUCCCCGAACCAGGCUGACGGCCUCCUUCACAGACACCAAGGAGACGGAAGGCAAUGGUUCCAAGGCACUGGCGUCAGGGGCAACAAAAGCACAUGCACGGUUUCCACCAGGAAGGCAUGUAUGGUCGCGCCAGUAUCGGGCGCGCCAGAGGUGGUUACCGGUGACAGUAGUAUCCACGACAGGAACACGUAUGGUUACACUGCAAACACCAGCGGGCCCGCAGCGGCACCGCGUGGACCAACUCCGGCCACGGCUCGACACAGAGUCGCCACCUAGCAAGCAGAGCCAAGUCCGGACCAACGACGGAACUCAGGAGAGCCCUCAAGGGGCAGAAGUUCCUCACGGUACGGACGUACGGGAUACCAGCUCUCAAGCAGACGACCGAGAGCUACCACGACGUUCGACUCGCCACCGGAAGCCACCAGAUCGUCUCACCUAUACUAACUUAGGGGGAAGGGAUGUAGUGUUAAGUGCGCUUAUUGAUGUAUAGCAUGAGCAGGACGGCUUGCACGUGUCGCAUUCUCGCUUAUCAAGGCCGGUCAUGUGACCAUUUCCGUUGGCUUAAAAACCUGUAACACCGAGCAAUAAACGUUCUAUGGU
Dermacentor silvarum is the source of this 767-nucleotide messenger RNA. RefSeq lists its product as uncharacterized. The transcript has 2 exons. The record is from RefSeq and is a predicted model, not a curated record. The annotation marks the transcript as partial. NCBI's taxonomy places the organism in Eukaryota, Metazoa, Arthropoda, Arachnida, Ixodida, Ixodidae.